UCCCUGCAGUUCAGCUCUACAGUCUGUCUCCCAGCAGAAUCAGUAAGCACCGGUCGUGGUGGGAAGAGAAAGUAGAUUAUUUAGCCAUAAUAUAACAGAAAGAUCUCACCGGAGAAGGGACGAAAUCUGGAAGGAGAAACCAAGAGCUCCUCCAUCCAAAUAAAUAUCAAGAUAAAACAAAAUGCCGGAAAAUGAGAGCACUGGUCAGAUAAGACUUCUUCCUUGUACGAGAAAGAGACUGUUUCUUUCUUUGGCAGCAAUCUUGGCCAUUCUCUGCAAAGGAAUCAGAAGUCAAAAAUCGUGGAAGUAUAGUAUCAUCGUGGACUCUUCUUUUUCCGUACAGCGUGGUCUCGUUCUUCAUAUUCCAUGCCAGUUCACUUAUAACCAGGGAGACCUGUUGAAAAAUGACCAUAUAUAUGUUUAUUGGAUUAAGUAUUGGCCACAUUUCCCCUCCUGUUUUCCAUCGCUUUAUCAAGCCUGCAAUCUCGUAGCUACCAACAACCCAUAUCGGACAAUCGAACAGUCAGCCAAGGAUCGCUUCCAUUUAUUAGGAGAUUCAAAUCAAGGAAAUUGCUCACUUGUGAUCACGAAUGCUCGCAUAGAAGAUGAAGGGCGAUACUACUUGAGAAUUGAGGGAAAAGAUCGAAUUCGAUUUUCUUUUUUCCAAGAAAAUGGGCAUACUACACCUCAUGUUUAUGUGAUAGAACCACCCCGGAAAGUCACUAUUACAGUGAACAUCGAAGGCUCAAGUUACUCUGGCUCAUCAGAAUGGCAAAAUGAAGAAGGACUCAACCGUGUGAUAGUCAAGGAAGGAAACACUGUCAACCUAAUCUGCACUGCUGAUGGUAGACCACCUCCCAACCUAUCCUGGAUGAAGGAGAACCAGAAAAUUGGUGAACCCGAGCGUUACCUUCAGCUGCGUGAAAUUGGGCCAGAGGAUGCUGGGAAAUAUUGGUGCCUGGCAAAUCAUCAGAACAGGUCGACCAUCAAGACGAUGGUUGAAGUGAUUGUCCAGUAUCGUCCAAGGAUGCUGGUUUUCAACACCACCCAAACUCACAGGAGAGGCUCCCUACUCACUCAAGGUUGCUCCAAGGAGCUGGCCAGUGCAUCUGAGUGGACAGCCGAAGUAGGUGACUCAUUGGAGCUGUUCUGCAAAGCAGAUGGCAAUCCUCCAGCCACAACAAGUUGGGUGAAAAGGGACGGCCGCUUGCAGAAACCUCCAGAUAACCAACUGAGACUAACCAAUCUGACAGUUGAAGAUGAGGGUGUCUAUGUGUGCAAAGCUAAAAACGUGCACGGCGACACUGAGGGGACCUUCCGGCUCUAUGUGACAUAUGCCCCAAAGCUUAGAAGAAGCCCCCACAAAAAUACAACCUGUUAUUAUCACGACAAUGGUGUCCUGUGUACUUGUACCUUGCAUGCUAAGCCACCUCCCCAGAUCGAGUGGGAGGUGGAUGGGGAGAGGAUAACCGAGGAGAGCAGGAGAAGAGGAAACUGGACAGUCCAACCUUCACUCGAGACGAAUGAGGUCACCAGUACCUUAAACUGGACUGGCAGCCUGGAUAGAGCUCAUAAUAUUAUCUGCAUGGGGAGCAAUUCUUAUGGAAUCCAAAGCGUGCAAUUCCUGUUGAAUGCCAAGAGAGACCCAACUUCAGAAUCUUCCAUAGGAAAAUCUAAUAAGGCUUUGUUCAUCGCUGGGCUAUGUGGAAUUUUUCUGGGAGUUGGAAUCUUCCUGUUGUGCUUAUUCCUGAUCAGGGUUUUUAAGCAGAAGAAAGCAUUGCUCGAAGCUAGCCAUGUCGAAGGAACCUCUUCUGGAAGCGAACUUCAGGAGAAACCCAAUAAUUCCAGCCAUAUCUACAGCAACGUUUUCCCGAUGGGUCCAAGGUUAUCCCCAGCCGAUAAGCCAAAACCUGCUGGAGAAAGGAAGCCUAAAGUACCCCAGGUGUCCACCGUUCCAGCCCCAAAGAGAUCAGAACCACGUGAAUUGCAGUAUGCGGCCCUAGAUUUCAAGCCAAAAAGUAAAGGCGUUCCAGACUUAAGCGACAACAAUGUGGAAUAUUCAUCAAUCCAAAGAAAAUAUGUGGUUAAUGACCGGUAUAACCUGGAAGCUGGUAAUGUGUCAGUAGAGGAAGGGCUCUGUGCUGUGAUUCCUUGCAUUUUCACUUAUAUUAAAAAUGAUGCUAAUAACAAUAAUCCAGUGAAGGGAUUUUGGAAGAAUGAAAUAUCCAAAAGACAAGUUUCUGUAGCCAUCUCUAAUCAAAAGCAGGCUUGGAAUCGCUUCCAAAUCAUUGGGGAUCUAACAGCAGGAAACUGUUCUCUCCUCAUCUUAAAUGCCCAAAAAAAUGAUACAGGGGAGUACCUUUUCAGAAUGGAAAAAGAACCUCGGGCAAACUUUGACUUUCGCAAGACUAAACCAUACCUGAAGGUGACAGAAAGACAAUUACCAAAAAUACAGAUCGCGGGUACGAUGAAAGCAGGACAUUCUACAUCCAUCACCUGUGCAACCUCUGUAAGCUGUAGUUGGAUGCCUCCAACAUUCAUCUGGAAUGGCUUUCCCGAACUCGAAGGCUCUCGUUCUCAGCUGAAUGGGAUCCAGAUUUACAGCUCAGUGUUGAAUUUCACACCUUCUGCCGCAGACCACAAUCGGAACAUCACCUGCAGGGUCAAUUACACAAAUGAGACCAAUCCUCUUCCCAGAGAGAAAACCGUCCAACUGAAUGUCAUUUUCAAACCGCAGAUGUUAGGGAUCAAGGUGGAACGUUUUCGCUUCAAUAAAAGUCAGGAAAAUUUCACAAACGUUUCUCAGCUCAGCGUUCACAAAGGGGAUUGCAUCCAGCUACGCUGCAAUGUAAAUGGCAACCCUUCGCCCAAGGUGACUUGGACUAAGGGAAGCCAAGACCUGGGGAAACUACCCCAAGCCUUGAAUGUCCUGAAGCUUUCUGAUCUUAAGCUGGAGGAUGCUGGGACAUACACGUGUCACGCAUCCAACGAAAUUGGCACAAAUGAAACAUCCGUUGAACUCUUCGUAACAGAACCGAAGACAACCCUGCUUCUGAUGGUGACUGGUACCCUCAUCAUGCUGGCUGUAAUCAUGAUAAUCAUUGGAAUCAUCUUUGCUUAUAAAAGAUACCGGUGGAAGAGCAAAAGGGUGACGGUCUCAGAAACAGGAAAUAGCUUAACGAAUGUCAAGAAACCCAACACUUCGAACCUCGCUACGCAGGAAAUGAACGGCAUUUCCCCCAAACCAAGAAGCACCGAUGAAUCCAUGGAUGGAGAUCCCGAAGACUCUGAAGAAAUCCAUUACGCGUCUAUUACAUUCAACGCACCAGAUCCUAAGCCAGAUAUAACUGCAGAAGACGUCCCGACGGAUUAUGCUGAAAUCAGACCUUGCAGUUCACAGGAAAAAGAAACAUGAAGAUUUUAAAGGAAAUUCCUUUGUUCUGGAUUCGCAGCCGAGUCCUUGGAAGUUGCCAGCUCCUGUUUAGACUCCAGCACCUUGUCUUGACUUUUGUUUCUGUAUCUGGAGGUAAGCAACUGCCUAUCCAGCGAUUAAAACUUCAGAGGAUAAUUAGAACUGCAGAAAAAAUAAUGGCUACCAACCUGCCUUCCAUUGAGGACCUGUAUACUGCACGAAUCAAGAAGAGGGCCGUGAAAAUAUUUACCGAUCCCUCACAUCCUGGACAUAAACUGUUUCAACUCCUACCGCUACAGAGCAUUGCACACCAGAACAACUAGACACAAGAACAGUUUUUUCCCAAAAGCCAUCACUCUGCUAAACAAAUAAUUCCCUCAACACUGUCAAACUAUUUACUAAAUCUACACUACUAUUAAUCUUCUCAUCGUUUUCAUCACCAAUCUCUUUCCACUUAUGACUGUAUGACUGUAACUUUUUGUUGCUAUCAUUAAGGGUUAAAUUGCAACCUAUGACCAUCAUUUGUGUUUUAAAUGUUGUACCUUUGAUAUAUAUAUAUAUAUAUAUAUAUUUCCUUUUUCUUUUAUGUACAUGAGAGCAUAUGCACCAAAACAAAUUCCUUGUGUGUCCAAUCACGCUUGGCCAAUAAAAAAUUCU
Ahaetulla prasina is the source of this 4069-nucleotide messenger RNA. RefSeq lists its product as uncharacterized. The coding region runs from base 182 to 3415 and encodes 1077 amino acids. The transcript is spliced from 18 exons. The record is from RefSeq and is a predicted model, not a curated record. NCBI's taxonomy places the organism in Eukaryota, Metazoa, Chordata, Lepidosauria, Squamata, Colubridae.